This is a messenger RNA of Rhinopithecus roxellana (golden snub-nosed monkey), 423 nucleotides long. RefSeq names its product C-C motif chemokine ligand 14 (gene CCL14). The record is from RefSeq and is a predicted model, not a curated record. Gene Ontology annotation, biological process: cellular response to type II interferon; neutrophil chemotaxis; cellular response to tumor necrosis factor. Gene Ontology annotation, molecular function: chemokine activity; CCR chemokine receptor binding. The transcript has 4 exons. Gene Ontology annotation, cellular component: extracellular region. NCBI's taxonomy places the organism in Eukaryota, Metazoa, Chordata, Mammalia, Primates, Cercopithecidae. The coding region runs from base 1 to 315 and encodes 104 amino acids.
AUGACAAAGGCAAACACUCUCCUUUGCUCCAUAGGUGACAAGGCAGGCAUCCCCAACUCAGAAACUGGGGGGAAACAGAAGGUUGUUAAAAUACAGCUAAAGUUGGUGGGUAUGGGGACCUUACCACCGUCAGAGUGCUGCCUCACCUACACUACCCACAAGAUCCCGCGUCAGCGGAUUAUGGAUUAUUAUGAGACCAACAGCCAGUGUUCCAAGCCCGGAAUUGUCUUCAUCACCAAAAGGGGCCAUUCCAUCUGCACCAACCCCAGGGACAAGUGGGUCCAGGACUAUAUCAAGCACAUGGAGGAGAACUGAGUGACCCAGAGAGGGUGGAGAAGGCACAGCUCAGAGACCUAAACAGAAGAUGCCAAAACCCCCUUCCUCCACCCACUCCUAACUCUCAGCCCCAGCCACCCUCUGGGA